Pichia membranifaciens NRRL Y-2026 is the source of this 204-nucleotide messenger RNA. RefSeq lists its product as hypothetical. The transcript has a single exon. The annotation marks the transcript as partial. NCBI's taxonomy places the organism in Eukaryota, Fungi, Ascomycota, Pichiomycetes, Pichiales, Pichiaceae. The record is from RefSeq and is a predicted model, not a curated record.
GAGUCGGACAUGGAGGAGCUUCUCAUCCGCCAGGUGAGGACGCUCGAUGACGUGAACGAGUUCUUCGACGAGUUCGACGGCGUUGUGGCGGUGCCGAACGAGGGCCACCUCAAGUACGAGGUGGGAAGUGACGGUCUCUGUGUCGUGCUUGUUGACUCUGUUGGAUUGAAGGAGAAAGUUGUGACGUUCGUGCGGGAGUACAUG